Molecule: messenger RNA, 474 nt
Organism: Trichoderma breve
Lineage: Eukaryota; Fungi; Ascomycota; Sordariomycetes; Hypocreales; Hypocreaceae
Product: ribosomal protein l11, RNA binding domain-containing protein
Exons: 2
Coding region: 1-474 (157 amino acids)
Biological process (GO): translation
Cellular component (GO): ribosome; mitochondrial large ribosomal subunit
Molecular function (GO): large ribosomal subunit rRNA binding; structural constituent of ribosome
Source: RefSeq, a predicted model, not a curated record
AUGUCGAAAGCAAAGGGCGCUGCCGCCGGCGUGGACACCAUCGUCAAACUGAUUGUGGGAGCUGGUCAGGCCAGUCCAAGCCCUCCAGUCGGUCCCGCGCUUGGUAGCAAGGGUGUCAAAUCCAUGGACUUUUGCAAGGAAUUCAAUGCCAGAACAGCACACAUCGUCCCUGGUACACCUAUGCCAUGCCGGGUCACGGUUCGACCUGAUCGGUCCUUUACGUUUGACGUCAGAACACCGCAGACAUCAUGGCUGCUGCUCAAUGCAGUGGGAGCGCCAACGGGCAAGAAGGGAAACAGAAAAGGCGUCAGCAAGCCUGGGCAUGAGACGGUCGGUACCAUCAGCUUAAAGCACAUCUACGAAAUCGCAAAAAUCAAGCAAUCGGAGCUCAGACUGUCUGGCCUGUCGCUGGAGGGGCUAUGCCGGUCUAUCAUUUUCCAGUGCAAAUCAAUAGGAAUUAAUGUGGUGGCGUAA